Molecule: messenger RNA, 1601 nt
Organism: Amborella trichopoda
Lineage: Eukaryota; Viridiplantae; Streptophyta; Magnoliopsida; Amborellales; Amborellaceae
Gene: PTAC6
Product: plastid transcriptionally active 6
Cellular component (GO): plastid-encoded plastid RNA polymerase complex
Source: RefSeq, a predicted model, not a curated record
ACGCACGACAAAAUGGCGAAUAUCCAGUCGUCGCCGAGGACAACAGGAAGGUUGCGAGCGGCGUAACUCUUGCUUGUUUGUCAAUCUCGGCGCGUAGAGGGCGAGAGACUGUCUCAGAAGUUGCAGAGAGAGAUGAAUAGUCCAGGGGGAAGUGCCCUUCUUGCUUCCCAUAAACUCAUCCCCUUCUCCACCCUCUUUCUCUCCACCCCUUUCCGUCUCCACCCAUUUUCACCCAAACUCUCACAUUCUCGUCUCAUUGCCCAUUCCUCUCUUCCUUAUCUCUCCUCCAUAUCUACUUUCACCAACACCCCAUUGAUUACCCCCCAUGAUAUCGAUUAUAAGAAGAAGAAUGUGAAGGAAAAGGAUAUAGUGGAUUUUAGUAGAAGGGAUUGGAGGGCGAGAGCAGAUGAGGGGGAAGCAGAGGGUGGAGGCGCGGAUGACUUCGAAUACGAGGAGGACGAGGUGGAAGAGGUGGACAACAAGAAAGAUUAUGACGUCGAGUACGACAGCCUGCGGCCUUCUCAUAGCGACGACAUUGAGAUGGUCGACAGCAAGACCUUUGUUUCGACUGAGGGAUGGGACUCUGAGAUGGUGGUCGAUUACAAGAUCAAUGAGGAUGAGUUCCAUAAAAUCCGACUUCUUGACUGUGACUUCUUCAUAAGAAAACCCCCAGACCUUGAUAACGAUGUCUAUGACUUCAGAGAGAUGUAUGUCACUCCUCCAGACACAGAUGUGUAUGCGAUUCCUAGGGUCUUGGCGCCCAUGCCCAAGAAGUACAUCCGCUGUUCAAAAAGUGAUUAUGCUUAUUAUCAUGUUACUGAACCACCGAUCGAUGGACCUCGGGAUCCGCUAUAUAAAUCUGAAAGAGGGAUCAUGAAGAUCUUCUUGACAAAGCAUUAUCGAAAUCGACGGCUGAAGGACUGGGAAUUUGUUCUUGAUUUUGAGGAGAUUUAUGUUAUUGACUCGAAGACAAAGUCAAUUACACGAGCAAAAGUUUUAGUAACAGUUCCGGGAGGAAGAGACAGGGAUAGGAAGGAAGACUUGCUGGUUAUUCGCGACAAUGGGACCUCAUUCAAAAUCAUUCGUUCGAGUGAGAGGGACGACCCUACUACUAUCAUAGAGAGAGAGGAGUGGAUUAAAACAAGAAAAGAGAUGGAGAAUCACCUUCGAAAGUUCCGAGACUUUGAAAUUUCCAACUGGUUCUGAAAUUUCACUCUGGAGCUUCAUGCACAUACGAAGGUCACUUCUUUACCAAUUAUACUCGUAUUGCAAUACUCGGUCACCAACCAUGAGGUGCAAAUCCCACUAUGGUGAGGUUCAACUGGAUUUGAAGUCCAGGAUUCUGGUGUUGAAGGCGUGGAGAGAAAAAUAUGGAGUUGUGUACUGCAUACUUUUCCACUGCUUUGCCCCUGCCCAGGUCUUGUUACAUGCUACUGCUACUGCUACAAAGAUGCGAGUAUGAUUAAAUCUUGGUAUGGUAAAAUGUUUACACCCUUGUUGAUUGGGCUUCGACGUGUAACAUAGGGUUCUUCCAUGGCCAGCAACUAAUGUAACUGCAAUAUUUUGGUAAACCCGGUAAAUCCAAUAUUUGGCAUUGGUUU